Symbiodinium natans is the source of this 4404-nucleotide messenger RNA. The record is from the annotation of a GenBank genome assembly. Lineage: Eukaryota; Dinophyceae; Suessiales; Symbiodiniaceae.
AUGUCUUCGCGAGUGACCUUCAAUGAGCAAUUCGCAAGCCAGGAGCGCAGGCGACGCCGCGACGUUCUGUCGAAGGCCAAGGGGGUGGCCGAAGCCGAGAUGAAGUCUGGCUUCUGGAAAGUCCGCCAGAUAUUUGGCGACGUCUUUGCCGGAACCUUUCUUAAGGAUGUCAUGCCACUCUUCACCCAGUUGAAGCAUGCGAAGCGCCUUGGUGCUGCUCAGCGAGUUUUCCGAACCUUUCGAAUGAAGCGAUGCUGCCACGUUCUGGACAGUUGGGUCGCCCAGGUUGUCGCUGCCUCACAAGGGAAGAUUCUUGGGGCUUCCUCACAGCCAGCUCCGCAGUCUUCUGAUCUUGAUGUCUGUGAUGGACCAUCGAAGACGGUAGAGGCUCCUGCAGCAAACGCUUUCGACAAGAUGUGGUGCGGCCUUCGUGGGGGAGGUUUCGACCGAGCCACCGAGGACGUUCGCAGUGGUGGCUCGGCGACCUCCGGCAUCGCCGGCUCCGACAGCGAGGGCAGCUGGGUUGUGGUUUCGGAGGCUCCUUACUUCGAGGAGCAGGAGGCAUGCUACUGCGCGAAACAUGCAGUCAAUCACGCGCUGCAGGUUGAGGAGUUUAAGAUCAACGACUUUUUUGAGCGCUUCGUCAGCGAAGCAGAGGCUGAGAUAAACAGCGCGUUUCGCCAAAGCCAGGAAUUGGCUGGCGAAGGCCACAAGGUCGAAUACACUCCUGAAGAUCUUUGCGAUGGUCUCGGGAACUUCCGGGCUCCAGUGGUGAUGGUUGCCCUUCGCUCUGUUGGCUUCAAGCUGGAGAACAUGAGCCCAGAGGAACGGGCAGCUGGAUUGGAAAACUUGCGGGCCAUGAUCGUUCACGAGGGCAGCCACUGGUUUUGCAUUCGCAAGAUUGGCGACGACUGGUGGAGGCUCGACAGCAACGACCAUGUCAACAGGGGGACGAAAAUUUUGGAGGCAGAUCUCCAGAAAAGUUUGAGAACCGCGACUGCACAAAUUGUUUUCAAAGUGACUGGUGACUGGGACAGUUGGGAUUCCAAAUUGCCGCAGCGGCGUGCGCGUCAAGCCCGGAGGCAGAUUUCUGCGCAAAUCUCACCCAAGGAGGCAAUCAAGCCGACGGCCCCACAGGAGCUGAUGUGCUUCCUUAAGGCGGCUGGCUUGGAGAAGUACUCUGAGAUCAUGUAUGAGAAGCAAAGGGGCGGAGUCGAGGCACUCCUGGAGAUGGAAGAGCCUGAAUGCGCUCAGAUGGAGAAAAGCUGCAGCUUCCAAGACAUCGACAAGGGGAAGCUGAUGGAUCUGGUAGCCCAGGAGAGGAAUCGCAGGGAAACGGAGCCUUCUGUGGGCGCCAAGAUUGCGGCCCAGCUCAAGACAGCCACGGCAGACAGCGACUCCACCUACAUCUACCUUUUCGAGCAGCGUCACUCCGAGCCCAAUGACAUACCCUUGCCAGAGGGCACUUCCAACCACAGCCCCAUCCGAUGUGUUCGACGUCUGUUCGAGGCACAGGUUCCCGAGGCUUUUGUAGAUCACAGUGUCCACAAGGAGGUCACCAUCCUGCUGUCCGGAAGUCGUGCGGACAAAUUGGAACACAUGGACACUAUGCUGAACUACAUCUUCGGCACGAAGUGGCAGGAGCUGCACCGCUUCAAAGGCAUUCCGGAUCUUCACCAAGGAGGUGAGGCUGACAUCGUAAUCUCUGCGUACAAGAUACCGGCUGUAGCGGGCGGGCGAGUGCAGAGCAGAGUUACCUUUAUGGACUAUGACCUGCGAACUCCGAAUGCCUCAAAAGCUCGGGCAUCUCAAGUUGCAGAGCAAGUCGAGCUUUUCUUCCGCACCUACCCGCAACAUGUCCCCAGUGCCCUUACAGGUGUAUGCUGCGUCGUUCCGACACCCACGGGUCUGUCGCAGUCACAGAAGCAGGAACAGGACGCUGUUCUUGAUCUCUUUCCAAAAAGCAUCAACAAGAACACGGUUCUCUGCUGCAAGACGGCUGACGGAAAGCCUCCGGAGGUGGCUGAGAUCGAUGCCAUUGGUGUUCUGCACAGGUCCAGCUGGCACUUCCACCACCCUUCGGAUGAAGCGUCUGCCCGUGGGCAGAAGUGGUGGAGCCGGAACGAGAAGAAAAUGAAGCUGCUCUUUGAUGAGCUGUGCGGCUUUAGCCCGGUGAAACUACGAGGCAGGGCUCAGAAGGAUGAUGACAUGCAGGCUCGCCAGCAGCUCCUUGACGAUUUGGAGGCGGACCCUGCGGCCGCCCCCGCCGAGAAGGAGGUGCGGCAGCAGAUGAAGGCGUUCCCCGAAGACGCCAAAAGAUGGGUCGCCAUUGGGGGAACUGGAGUCGGCAAGAGUGCGACCUUAAGCUUAUUGGAGGGCAGUCUUGACUUUGAUUUCGAAUCCAAGCAGUGGAAAUCCGGCUUCAAGCUUGGCAACACCAGCGAAGCGGGGACCGAGAAGCCCGAGAUCCGCAGGAGCGAGGAGGACAUUUUCGCGGACACUCCUGGCCCGGGCGAUGGAAGAGGCCAAGAAAAGGAUCGAGAGCACAUGCACCUGACCGCCCAAAUGCUCAAUGGCAUGGAUCGCAUCGACAUGCUGCUGUUAGUCGUUGAUGCCAGAACUCGAAUCCCGAGAGGUGUGAGGGAGACUCUCCAGUUCUUGCAGGCCGCCUUCGGGACUGAGAUGUGGCAGCACACCGUAGUCUGUGUGAACUGGUGGCGCCUUGACCAGGACUCGGAGGAUCAGCGAAGCAUGGGUAUGCUGCAGACAACAGACGAGUUUAAGAACGAUUUCCUCGGCAUGCUACAGAAGCCCUUGAGGCCAGAUGACGAGAAGGAUGAGUAUCAAGGUCUGGGCCUCUCUGAGGGGCAAUGCAGCAAGAUCAGGUUCGCCUUUUUCAACACUCACUAUGACCGCCGUAAGACAGGCGAAGGCAGCGAAGCCGCCAGAGUGGAGGCGGUUUUCUGCCAACUCCGCCGUGAGGCAGCUGUGAGCCUUGGCUGGCGUGCCGGCGUCAGAUCGCAGUCACCUGAACUCCGGAGCCUAGCAGAUGCCGUUCGCAGCACCGACACUGCGGAGGAAUUGAAGCAGUGUUAUGACACAGUGAAGCGCAUGCCCGACAAACCCAAGGAUGUCACGGAUGCCAAGCUAGAGAAGGUGUUAAAUGAAAUUCAGCGCCGGUCGGUGCGCGACAGUGCGCAAGCGGCAGAUGCCGCACUUCUGAGUUUCAUCGGGAAAGGCGGCGAAAACUCCGCGAGGGAGUUCUUGAACCAGUUCGAGGCCUUGAAGCGGAAAGACGCCUCGAAGCUUUCUGCCUUGAAGCCUUACAAGCAAGUCCUGGAAGCAGCUUUGCAAGGUCAGCCCCCUUGCUAUGACCAGUUUCCCGAUGCUUCGCUCCUCUUGAAGGACCAGGUGAACAAGCUUUGCAAGCAUGCAAAAGCUUGCGCUCAGACGCGCAAGGCACUCGACGAGAUUCUUGCACAAUGGAGCAUUGUAGAGAACGGGGAGGUGAUGAACGCUCUGACAAUGUGGGCUCAAAAGCAGGGCAUACAGUCAGAAGCAGAUCUGGCUAGACAGAUCAAAGACUGUGAAAGCAUCAAAGGCAAGCUGACCCCCGUUGGUCGAACUCGGCUGCAGAACUUGCUGAAUUGGCAUAUGUACCAGCACUCUUCUUCAGGCAAGUCGCUCUCACAAAAGGUCCAGGAUCUUCAGAAGCUUCUCCAAGAGGCUCAGGACGCAUCCAAGACUCGCCUUGCAGAGAUCAAGAAAGCCUUAGACGCGGAGCGGAAGGCCUUGGACAAGGAGCAGAAGGCCUUGGAGGAGGCAAAGGAAGCGGAAAGGAUCCAUGUGGAAUGGCGCAGCGUGGAUGUGCAACACCUGAAUAGAAUCGGGUCUGACGAGGGCAGCCGUGCGCGCGAUGAUAUGAUCUACUGCGAUUGCGAGCUUAAGGGAGAUGAGUUGUACCUGGGUCACAGCCCUGGCGGAGCCUUCGGAAGCAAGUUCAUUGUUGUCAAGAAAGGCAAAAAUGUGAAGCAAGCGACUGGGUGCAAGACCGUGUGGAAGGACGAGAAGGGCAAGGGGAAAAAAGACUACGUCAUCGUCAUCCCUACCUGUGACGACCAGGAUUUCCGAGCCCUUGGUGUCGUUUGCAACUUCGGGGUCGGCGGCCACGAGGAGCCCGGCAUUAAAGUGAUGGAGAAGAUGGCCCUGAUUCGCAAGGAUUGUCUUGAGAGGGUCGAUCAUGGCCGAUAUGUUUGGCGCGAUGCUGGCACCAGAGCCAGAUGGGAUGUCACCUUGAACUUCGUGGAUGCCCUUGGCACCAUGUGGCCCUCAGUUGCUACGUUCUGGUCGCCGGGAGAUGCUCACAAGAUCAAGGACCUUGCUCUCAAGGAGAUGAAGAAGUGA